GAUUUUAUUUUACCUUUAAUUUAGGUUUUUGUACAAAAUGUUGAUGAUCUGUUACAUCUAUACAACUAUAGUGAGUUCAUAACAAAAUGAGCCACUGUAAAAAUAAUCAGCUGUUCAUUUGCAAACGAAAAUUGCAUCAAAAUAAAAAAAAUGUAGCCAAAACAUUAAAUACGCGUUCAAUUUGUUUACUAAAUAUGACAAUAAUAAAUUAUGUAAAUACUAAGUAACAAAAAUGAAUGAAAACAGUAGCAAUAUUACAUUUUACGAAGCCCAACAGACAACAAAUACUGCAAUGCAGCAAGAUAAAAAUCAUGACAUGAUGCUUGAUUUGAGUUUAAGCGGACAAAAAUCUGCUAACAUAUUUGCAGCUGAUCAAACACCGACACCUACACGUUUGAUUAAGAACUGCGACGAAGUGGGCCUGUUUGAUGACUUGCGGCAUGUUAAUCCCUUUGAUGAAACCUUUCGACGUGCUGUUGAACAAAACGAAGUUGGAAAAAUAAAACAAACUCGUAAUGAAAAUAAUGAAUCCCAGCCAGAAGAAGAAUCAUUACAUACACCACAAGUUUUCCCGUUAUUAGAAAGCAAUGGAAAUGCACUAUUUCAAUCUUGUGAGAAGACAUUAGAAAGUCCAUCAACUGCCGGUGUCGCUUUAGAUGUAACCGUUGUAGAUCUCUUAAGCGAUUGUGCCGCUUAUAUAAAUAGACAAAAUUCCUCUGGAAGUAAUUGCAGUGAAGAAAAAAAACAAAAUAAAUAUCGUAAUAUAGCAGAAAAACCAGAAACAAAUAAUUGUCUACAAAUUGCACCAACAUCAAUACAAUUAAUACAACCACAACUCAUAACAUUAAGUUUUCCAAACGACAGUGAAAGUAUAACACAGUCUAAGCAAACAAUUAAUGCUAUACCAGUACAAACCGUAAAGCCAUUCAUUUUACCUAAACCAGCAACUGCCACAGUAGCCAAACAUCAUAAUACUUCAACUGCAAACAGUGCUGUUACUACAAAUCAUAUCACAAUAAACUCACCAAGUAUUAACAAUGAACCAAGUAGUGCUAGCCUCACGCCAACUUCACAAUUGCCCAUUAAAGAACGCUUGAAAGCUAUACUUAAUCAAAAUAAUAGACGCAGUAUUGAAAUUCCUAUAAAAACCAAUAAUCGCCAGAGGACUAUUGCCGGCAAAGCACACUAUAAAUUUGAUGAAGAUUGUAUGGAGCGGCGACGUGCUGCUGCCACACGUUAUCGAGUUAAAAUGCGUAAUGAACAUAAAGAUUUAAGAAGGAAAAAUAUUGAAUUGCAAGCCGAAAACGAGAAGUUACGAAAUCGUGUAAGUCAGUUGGAACAAAUAUUGAGUAAACAACAAACAAUAGGUGCUCAACUAUCUACAGAUGGUACCAAUAAAUCAGCCAUUUCUCUGAUUAAAUCAGAAUUCGAGAUUCCUUCAUCAACGAUUAAACUCGUAAUGAAAAUUCCAAAGAUGGUUGUCACACCAAAUGGUCCACCUCUUUUUCAAAAUCCUAUAACGUAUAGUAUUGAAAAGAAAUAGUAGAGAUUAAACUGUGUUCUUUUAUAUUUCCUAAGAAAAUAAUUAAAUUGUUAUUCUAUGUUUUUAAUGUUAAAUAUAAUUUCACCGUUACUGUGCCAUUAAAAGGAGAGCAAAGAGCUGUUCCUGAAUUCUGAUCAGUGUAUAUAUAAAAUAAUAGUUUUAUUUA
Molecule: messenger RNA, 1709 nt
Organism: Teleopsis dalmanni
Lineage: Eukaryota; Metazoa; Arthropoda; Insecta; Diptera; Diopsidae
Product: cyclic AMP-dependent transcription factor ATF-2-like
Exons: 3
Coding region: 233-1543 (436 amino acids)
Biological process (GO): regulation of transcription by RNA polymerase II
Molecular function (GO): cAMP response element binding; DNA-binding transcription factor activity, RNA polymerase II-specific
Source: RefSeq, a predicted model, not a curated record